Drosophila willistoni is the source of this 2054-nucleotide messenger RNA. RefSeq names its product stabilizer of axonemal microtubules 1. The transcript has 3 exons. Gene Ontology annotation, biological process: microtubule anchoring. The record is from RefSeq and is a predicted model, not a curated record. Gene Ontology annotation, molecular function: microtubule binding. NCBI's taxonomy places the organism in Eukaryota, Metazoa, Arthropoda, Insecta, Diptera, Drosophilidae. Bases 290 to 1759 code for a protein of 489 amino acids. Gene Ontology annotation, cellular component: axonemal microtubule; sperm flagellum; centriole.
CAUUCUCAAGUCAAUUCUCAUACGUUUGUCGUAGAUAGAACACAUUGUAAAAUCCUUCGUCGAUAGUCAAUUGUCGAAGCACAAAAUUUGAAUAUAGUCGUUUUCGGAUGUGUUAACUAUACAUAAUACUCUUAUAAAUAUACCUUCGAUGUGCUCCGGGGCAAACAAAAUUAUUUAUAUUAACAAUUUGCUUAGUUCUUCUUGUUGUGUCUCUGUGCGUGUAAUUGAAAUCCUUCUUUGUUAGUUUAAUUAACCAACUGAAGCUGAGACCAGAUUGAUACCCGCUAAAAUGUCGGGUGAUUGUUGUACUGAGCCUUGUCAGGCGCCCACAGAUUUCACUCCAUGUCCACCGGGAUCGGCGUGUCCACCAUGUGACUGCGGUGAUUAUUCGGGAUGCUGCUAUCAGCAGCCACCGCGUGUUAUGCCCAUACGGCCGGUAUCGAAUUUCAUGCGUUCAACAGCUCCAUUGGACACGGACACGAUCUAUAGGCGUUCUUAUUACGCCAAUUGUGGCGAUAAUCUUCGAGCUCGUCCGGUGUUGCCAUGCUCUCAGAUACGCGCCUCGACAGCUCCAUUGGAGAGAUGCACCGUCCAGAAGUUGUCAUACAUGCCGCCGUGUCCAGGUCAACGUACUGCAGCCAUACGGCCGAUGGAGAGUGGUUUACGUUUCGAGGGACCCAUCUAUGCCAUGACCUCACAGAAGCACGACUAUGUGCCCAAGGGCGUGGUGAAACGUGAAACAAUACGUCCACGUGAAACAAUUUGCUCCUCGUCGGCGCCCAUGGAACGAUGCACCAUACAGAAAUUGAGUUAUAUGCCCAUUGAUGUUUGUCAAAAUCCACCGCCCAAAUCCAUGCCACAACAGGGACAGUUUUGCAGGCCAGCUGGCCCCUUGGAACGCUGCACGAUUCAGAAGCUUUCGUACAUGCCAGUCUGUCUGCCGCCAAAGGAGCCGACCCCAUGGGCAGAUAAAGUACGCUGUGUGCCGCCGCGUUAUCAAAAUCUCUGCACCACCUACAACCUCAGUUAUAUGCCCAAUUGUGGUAGUGGACGCACUGCUCCAGUUGUCCCAAUGUCCCAUUUACGUUUCAUUGGCAAUGAUCCGAGUGCUGUCAAUACGGUCUACAAAUUGAGCUACAUGCCGGUAGAUGCUUCGCGGACAAAGCCUGUGCCCGUUCUGCCCAAGGACACUUUCUGUCGUCCAACUGGACCGCUGGAGAAAUGCACAAUUCAAAAGUUGUCGUAUCAGCCAAACUGUUUGGAACGCACACGGGCCAUACGUCCCAUGGAGAAUGGUCUACGCUUUGAUGGACCAAUGUAUGCCAUGACCACACAGAAGCAUGAUUUUGUGCCCAAGCCACAUGUACGCCGCAGCCCCAUAGUGCCAAGUACAGCAUUUUGUCGUCCAAGCGGAGCCAUGGAACGCUGUACGGUCAAUAAAUUGUCUUACAUGCCAGUGGAUGUGACAUGCAACCCACGGCCAGAGGCUGUUAAGCCCCGGAUGGGCUUCUGCCGCAAUGAGGGACCAAUGGAGAAUUGUACCACAUAUAAAUUGAGCUACUUGCCCAAUUGUAUACAACCCAAGGAUCCCAUGCCAUGGGCACGUUACACAAGCUAUUGCCGUCCAAGUGGACCCAUUGAGAAAUGUACUGUACAGAAACUGAGCUACGGUCCACCCGGUGCUUUCAAUCGUUGUGGCGGUAAUUGCGGCAAUGGCGGCGGUGAUGCUGGCUCCUAUCCCAAGGCUGGCAUUUGUUGAUCCAGAAAUAUAUUUUGCUUGCUCUCAUCAUCUCACUCUACCCUUUCCUCAUCUGACCCUUUCUUUUGAUGUGAUGUGAGCUCAUUUACCAUUGUGUUUUUAAGUUGUACCCAAAAUCUUCAAGUCCCGACUACGUUACAUACAGAUAUACAUAUUUGUUUUAAAUGCAACCCAAAAAAAAAAAAACCCAUCAACACGUACAACUUUUGUUCUAUCACGUUGAGUCGUUAUUUAUGGUCAGCUGCAUUAAAUUGUAAGUGUGCUAAUCCUGCAAAUAAAAAGUCUUUUCUUUGAA